Molecule: messenger RNA, 552 nt
Organism: Glarea lozoyensis ATCC 20868
Lineage: Eukaryota; Fungi; Ascomycota; Leotiomycetes; Helotiales; Helotiaceae
Exons: 2
Coding region: 1-552 (183 amino acids)
Source: RefSeq, a predicted model, not a curated record
AUGGGAAGAAAGAUGGGGGAUGAAGAAAGGCAACAGGAUUCAGCAACCGGUCAACCACGUCCAACUUAUACCUCCUCUGCCACCUCGCAACAGGUCAAGCAUGCUCGAUUCACACGUAGCACGAGCCCUGAAGUUGGAAUGAAUAUGAGCACAUUAGGAAUUGAUUCUCCGCGCUGGACGGGAACCUUGUUUCCCUUACGCUGGGAACGACGGUGGGACCGCUUUUACGCCUCAGAAUGGACUCCUCCUCCUCAGAUCACCAUCGCAAACACACCGGACUGCCUUGCGACGACCAUUCGCGCGUCUAUCACUGCGUACAGAGCACAUGGAAGAGCAGUCUUGACAUACCAUCUCGACCGAUUUGAUGAAGGAACCGCCUGCAAUUGCCAUUGGCGAAGCGACACACACACCUGUACUCCAUCCAGUCUUUUGUUGUCCCGGCAUCUUGGUUCAGCAGCCAACGAACUCUGCCGUCUCACCACCCCCGCCGUGCUUUGUCGGCGUCGGGAUAUUAAUUUGGACAAUAUCACAGGGUUAUCAUUGGCUGCGUGA